AAUCAGGCGCUCCUUCUUGCACAUGCUUGAUUGUCAAAGUACACAACUUGUAUAAGGAAAUUAAAUUAUUUUUUUGUAAAAAAUGGUCUCCUUAAACCCUGUACAAAUUUUUAAAGCCGGAGCGGAUGAAGAGAAAGCAGAGACAGCCAGAUUGUCAUCAUUUGUUGGUGCAAUUGCAAUUGGCGACCUUGUUAAAAGUACUCUUGGACCAAAAGGCAUGGACAAAAUAUUACAAUCUCUGGGUCAGAAUUGUGACAUCCAGGUCACAAAUGAUGGUGCAACAAUAUUGAAGUCCAUCAGUAUAGAUAACCCUGCUGCCAAGGUCUUAGUAGAUAUCUCCAAAGUUCAAGAUGAUGAAGUUGGGGAUGGCACAACAAGUGUUGUUGUUUUAGCUUGUGAACUCCUGAGGGAAGCAGAAAAAUUAACAGCCUCGAAAAUUCAUCCCCAGACAACCAUACUGGGAUGGCGCAAGGCUGUGAAAGUUGCCCAAGCUGCACUGGAACAGUCUACCAUAGAUCAUGGCAAAGAUGAUGUGAAGUUUCGAGAAGAUCUGAUGAAUAUUGCCAGGACCACUUUAAGCUCAAAAAUUUUGGUCCAUCAGAAAGAUCAUUUUGCAAAACUUGCUGUUGACGCUGUUAUGAGACUAAAGGGAAGUGGGAACCUAGAAGCAAUUCAAAUUAUAAAAAAACUUGGAGGAAAUCUGGCAGACUCUUAUUUAGAUGAAGGUUUUCUACUUGAUAAAAAGAUUGGGGUUAAUCAACCAAAGCGAAUGGAAAAUGUUAAAAUAUUGGUUGCAAAUACAUCAAUGGAUGCUGACAAAAUAAAGGUCUUUGGUUCAAGGGUACGUGUUGAUUCAACUGCAAAGAUUGCACAGCUGGAACUAGCUGAAAAGGAAAAAAUGAAAGACAAAGUCCAAAAUAUUUUAAAGCAUGAUAUAAACUGUUUCAUAAACAGACAACUCAUAUACAACUAUCCAGAACAGCUAUUCGCAGAUGCAGGAGUGAUGGCGAUCGAGCAUGCAGAUUUUGAAGGAGUGGAGAGGCUUGCUCUUGUCUUGGGUUCAGAAAUUGUGUCAACAUUUGGAAAACCAGAGCUUGUGAAACUUGGUCAUUGUAAACUUAUUGAAGAAGUUAUGAUUGGGGAAGACCAGUUAAUUCAUUUCUCCGGCUGUGCUCUGAACGAAGCAUGUACAAUUGUAAUUCGCGGAGCAACACAGCAAAUAUUGGAAGAAGCUGAGCGCUCGCUUCAUGAUGCUCUAUGCGUCUUAACUCAAACUGUCAAAGAAACUAGGACGGUGUUUGGUGGAGGAGCUUCAGAGAUGCUCAUGGCAAAGGCUGUCAGUCAUUUGGCGACAAAGACCCCAGGCAAAGAGUCUGUUGCUAUCGAAAGUUUUGCGAAUGCUCUAAGACAAAUACCUAUAAUAAUCGCGGAUAAUGCUGGCUACGAUAGUGCACACCUGGUCUCUCAACUGAGAGCAAAACACAGCGAUGGAGAGAAUCGAUAUGGCUUAGAUAUGCGCACAGGGAUUAUUGGCAAUAUGGUGGAGCUGGGUAUCACAGAAUCGUAUAAAGUAAAACUUCAAGUCUUACUAUCAGCUGCUGAAGCUGCCGAGAUGAUUUUACGAGUUGAUGAUAUCAUUAAGGCUGCGCCAAGGCAGCGUAAUCCGCGGGAAGACUAUUGUGGAUAGAGACAAGGAUAUUGUGGCAAGGACAUAAUAGAGUAACAUUUUAGUGUUAGCAGAUAUUGAAAAUAAAUAUUAUGAAAUAC
Messenger RNA from Dendronephthya gigantea, 1767 nucleotides. RefSeq names its product T-complex protein 1 subunit beta-like. The record is from RefSeq and is a predicted model, not a curated record. Gene Ontology annotation, biological process: protein folding. The transcript has 16 exons. Bases 83 to 1687 code for a protein of 534 amino acids. Gene Ontology annotation, cellular component: cytosol; chaperonin-containing T-complex. Lineage: Eukaryota; Metazoa; Cnidaria; Anthozoa; Malacalcyonacea; Nephtheidae. Gene Ontology annotation, molecular function: ATP hydrolysis activity; ATP-dependent protein folding chaperone; ATP binding.